AUGAUAUCUAGAGAGAAGAAAGUAUGUAUAGGAGCUGUAGCUGGUUUGGUAACAGCUAUAAUAGGUGUUGUUUUAAUACCAGUUGUUGAUUAUAUUGUUAAAGAACAAGUUAAAGAGAAAGUGACCCUAGUCAAUGGAAGUUAUCUGUAUGAUGUAUGGAAGGAACCUCCUAUGCCGAUAUACCUACAAGUUUACAUGUUUAAUCUCACCAAUCCUAAAGAAGUAAAGAAAGGACAAAAACCAUAUGUUGUUGAAAAGGGCCCAUAUACUUAUAGAGAAGAAAGAAUCAAAUUUGAUAUAGUGUUUAAUGAUAAUGGUACAGUAUCAUAUCGUCAAAAACGAUUGUUUACGUUCAUCAGAGAAAUGUCAGUAGGAGAUGAUGAGGUGGAUAUGAUUACUACUGUUAACCCAGCUUUAUUGGCAUUAAUUGAAGGUAUUGGUAUAUUUGGAGAAUUUGUAAAGAAAAUUAUUGUUAAUAUAGUUGGAGCACAGGAAGAUAUAUUUAUAACCCGUACCAUCAAGGAAUUAGUAUGGGGUUAUGUAGAUCCUUCAUUAAAACUAGCACAUUCCUUACUACCAUUUCUCAUCUAUACAGACUUUAUAGGUUAUUUUAUGAAUAAAAACAAUACUGAUGAUGGGGUCUAUACUGUAUACACUGGUAAACAUAAUAUAGAUUUACUGGGAACUAUAGAUAGAUACAAUGGAUCCAAGUAUUUAAACUUUUGGAGCACACCCUGGGCUAAUUUAAUUAAUGGCUCUGAUGGAACAAUCAAUAAGCCAUUUCUGGAAGACCAAAAAUAUCUAUAUUUCUUUUCUUCUGAUAUUUGUAGAGCAGCAUAUGGCGAAUAUACAUCUAAUACUAAAACUAAACAUGGUAUCAAACUACAUCGAUAUACUGGCACUGCUACAGAAUUAGCCAACAAGACAAUAAACCCUGACAAUGCAGGAUUCUGUACCAAACGAUCAGGAUGCCUUGGAACUGGACUGUUAGAUCUCAGUAUCUGUACUAAUGUGGAUCAUUUCCCAAUCCCUACUGUCAUGUCAUUCCCACAUUUUUAUAUGGCUGAUGAGAAGUUUAUACAAGGUGUUUAUGGAAUGAGUCCUAGUAAAGAUAAACAUGAAACAACAGUAGAUGUUGAUCCAAUAACUGGAUUGUUAUUACAAGCAUCUAAAAAGUUACAGAUUAAUAUGCAUAUAGUUAAUAACACUGAUGUCUUAGUAUCAAAAGGAAUUAAGGAAGUUUUUUUGCCUGUUCUGUGGUUAGAUGAGAAUAUGGUAAUUGAUGAUAAGAAUGCUGAUAAGAUAAACAACAUGUUAUUUUUACCAAUGUAUAUAGCCCAGGUGGUAGAAAUAACAUUGAUAGCUGGUGGGUCUCUAAUCUUCCUCUUCUCAUUAUUCCUGGCACAACGAUUCCAUUAUUUAAAGAAGAAAGCAGUAAGUCAGAGUCAAGAUAGAAAACCACUAUUAAAUAAAGAUUUAGUUCAUGACUCUUAUUCUAAUUCUUGCCUGUCUACAUAA
This is a messenger RNA of Lottia gigantea (owl limpet), 1518 nucleotides long. RefSeq lists its product as hypothetical. The record is from RefSeq and is a predicted model, not a curated record. Gene Ontology annotation, cellular component: membrane; cytoplasm. Gene Ontology annotation, molecular function: scavenger receptor activity. The transcript has 13 exons. Bases 1 to 1518 code for a protein of 505 amino acids. NCBI's taxonomy places the organism in Eukaryota, Metazoa, Mollusca, Gastropoda, Lottiidae.